Rhodofomes roseus is the source of this 2616-nucleotide messenger RNA. RefSeq names its product AMP deaminase. Gene Ontology annotation, biological process: IMP salvage; AMP metabolic process. The record is from RefSeq and is a predicted model, not a curated record. The transcript is spliced from 15 exons. Gene Ontology annotation, molecular function: AMP deaminase activity. The coding region runs from base 123 to 2498 and encodes 791 amino acids. Gene Ontology annotation, cellular component: cytosol. Lineage: Eukaryota; Fungi; Basidiomycota; Agaricomycetes; Polyporales; Fomitopsidaceae.
UUUAGACUCGGGGCCUACUCUGUUCGGGCACUGGCAGCUGCAGCUCGCACCCUCUCUUGCUCGCCUGCUCCAGCAGCUCACCUACCGCUGUUUUAUAUAUCGCACAUAUUCGCUUCCUAGCCAUGGCAUCGCCGCGCCAAGUGAGCCCUGUCGACAGCGAUGACGAGCCGAGGCCGACACCGACUCGCGCCUCCUCUCAAGAGUCGGAGGUCUUCAGCCCUUCUGGGAUUCAUGCCCCUGCGCCGAGGGUGACAGACGGGUACUUCGGAUACAACGAAGAGAAAACAUUGCAUCACCUUGAGGAAAAGAUGUGGGCGCAGAGAAGGCGCGGCUCGGACGCUUCUGCAUCGAGACCUGUUUCUGCUCUCGGCUCUCCAUUCAUGAAGGACGAAGGGCACCUAGACGGCCUGAACUCGUACGUUGGUAGCCUCAAGCUAACACCGGUCAUGGAGCCCGAGGAGAAAGCCGUGCCUCAGCAAGAACGCUGGACAAUGGCCCCGAUCCAUGACUCAGGUGUUCUGCCAGAGUUCAUCCCUAUCUUCGAGGCGUUCCAGAAAUGCCUCGAGCUCAGAGACAAGUACAUGCUCCGCUCGGGCCAGAAGCUCGGCUUCAACCCUAAGGACAACGACGGUACAUUCACUGGGCUUCCUGAGGAGUUUUCCGGCGUAUCGGGAGUUCGACCCGACGUCAGCUACGAUGCCUAUGUCCCGCCUGAGAGUGAAACCAAGAAAUGGCGGAUCUACCCAAAGCCCCCGCCCCCUCAUUGGCACUGGAAGGGCCCUCAUGCGACGGUUCCGAGUCAGUUGGGGUCUGACCCAGAGGACGAGGAGUUCGAAUAUGAGCAGUGCGAGAUACCAGGCCCGGAUGACUGGCGCUUCGAGCUGGAUGAAAAGGGCGUAUACCAAGUCUACAAGGGCAAAGAUGCGGAGACUCCUGCAUUUGACGUCCCUAGCAUCAGAGAAUACUUCAUGGACCUGGAGUAUGUACUCGGAGUGAUUGCGGAUGGCCCCACGAAAAGCUUCGCAUUCCGGAGGUUGAACUACCUUACAAGCAAAUUUACUAUGUACACACUGCUCAACGAAACACAAGAGCUGGCGGAUAUGAAGAGAGUCCCACACCGAGACUUCUACAACGUCCGCAAGGUCGACACCCAUAUUCAUCACUCCAGCUGUAUGAACCAAAAGCAUCUACUACGCUUCAUCAAGUCCAAGAUGAAGCGUAACCCUCACGACGUUGUCAUACACCGUGACGGGCGCGAGCUCACGCUCGAACAAGUUUUCCAAUCUGUGAACCUCACCGCAUACGACCUCUCGAUAGACACGCUAGACAUGCACGCGCACCAGGACUCGUUCCACCGUUUCGACAAGUUCAACUUGAAAUAUAACCCCAUCGGCGAAUCUAGGCUACGCGAGAUCUUCUUGAAGACCGAUAAUUAUAUCGCUGGUCGAUACUUGGCAGAGCUCACACAAGAGGUCAUGACUGAUCUAGAACAAAGCAAAUACCAGAAUUCGGAAUGGCGACUCAGCAUCUACGGACGGAAUGUCGACGAGUGGGACAAGCUCGCGCGAUGGAUUGUACACAACAAGCUGUAUUCACACAAUGUACGAUGGCUCAUCCAAGUCCCGCGGCUGUACGAUGUGUACAAACAGAAUGGAUCGAUAGAGACGUUUGAGGACAUCGUCAGGAAUGUAUUCCGGCCAUUGUUCGAGGUUACGCAAGAUCCGAGCUCUCAUCCUGAGCUGCAUGUAUUCCUACAACGUGUCGUUGGUUUCGAUACAGUAGACGACGAGUCGAAGACUGAACGACGCUAUCACCGAAAGUUCCCAUACCCGCGGCUCUGGAAUGCUAAGGAGUCGCCGCCGUACUCAUACUGGGUGUACUACAUGUAUGCCAACAUGGCAAGUCUCAACAACUGGCGGCGUGCAAGGGGCUUCAAUACGUUCGUCUUCCGUCCACAUAGUGGAGAAGCCGGAGACACCGACCACUUGACCUCUGCGUUCCUCACCGCACACUCCAUCUCGCACGGCAUUCUCCUACGCAAGGUCCCUGCACUGCAGUACCUCUUCUACCUGAAGCAGAUCGGGAUCGCAAUGAGCCCUCUCAGUAACAACGCGUUGUUCCUGACGUACGAGCGUAACCCGCUGCCCGAUUUUUUCAAGGUGGGGUUAAAUGUCAGCCUGAGCACGGACGAUCCGCUGCAGUUCCACUUCACCAAGGAACCUCUUCUGGAAGAGUACAGCGUCGCAGCUCAUAUCUACAAGUUCCCACAGAGCUCCCUUGCUGAACUCGCGCGCAACUCUGUCAUCCAGAGUGGGUUCGAAAUGGAGAUCAAGCGUCACUGGCUGGGGCAGCACUGGUACCUGCCGGGUGCCGCUGGAAACGAUAUCAACAAGACAAACGUCCCCAACCUUCGGUUGGAGUACCGCCGACAGACCCUUGUGGAAGAGUUGACGAUGCUCAGGGCUACGUGGGCGAAUGAUCCUGCAGCAUCCAGCUGAAGAAUUCUUGGCAGGGCAGCGAAUAUGAAUACUGUGAGGUUCGUCCCCGUCAUUAUGCGUGACAUGUCCCCAGUCCAGCUAGAGCGGGUCACUCAGUGAAUAACACGAUGAACUCUCA